This is a messenger RNA of Mugil cephalus (flathead mullet), 2883 nucleotides long. RefSeq lists its product as uncharacterized. Bases 135 to 2858 code for a protein of 907 amino acids. NCBI's taxonomy places the organism in Eukaryota, Metazoa, Chordata, Actinopteri, Mugiliformes, Mugilidae. The record is from RefSeq and is a predicted model, not a curated record. The transcript is spliced from 21 exons.
GGUUUAUUUGUUGAGCAGGAACCUCCCUAAAUCUACGCAGUAGGCCGCUCCGUGGGGCCAGUUCCUGCAACGAAGUUUGUUUAAAAUUGCAGAAACAAGAGCUCUACGGUGAACGGUUUCCCACCUCUUGUGCCAUGAGUCAAAUGUUUUGUUGGGGGUGGUUCAUUGUCUUGAUAGUGGUCAUACACAUAGAAGCUCAGAGGAAGUCUUCUUUAAAUAUCAACUCAAGAUGUCUUGGGAAUAUCAUGCGUGUGGAUGUCAGUCACCUUGGAGGAAAAGUUCUGGAAGUUGCUGCUGUCACAAAUAAUUCUUCCUUUCCUCUUACACCAACUUUGGCGUCUCAGUGUGGCUUCAGCUUCAAGAGGAACCCGCUGGGGAACACCUUUAUCUACGCCUCCCUUCAAAACUGUUUUGCACAGAAUGUGGCAGAUGAAACGUUCACAACGGUGCUGCAUAUUCGAGUAAGUUGGAACAGAAACGCAGCGGAUGAGCUGUACCAGGUGACUGAAACCUGCCACUACUCUGCUUGGGCCUCCAGGGAAAUUCUCUGUGACGGCAACUACGUGGAGGUGUCCGUGAAAAGGGCAGCUCCAGAUGACUACACCCUGCCUGGACACUCCAUCCCCGAGACUAACCCGAAGCUUAGCGAUCACAGAAGAGCUGCAGGGAAUCCACCUUUAGAUGCGGCAUUCAGAAUCACAACAGUCGUGUUCUUCACACCCGAGGAGUGGGUGAUGAAAGCGGAAGAUGCCCGGAGAAGUGGAUAUUGGAUAGCGAGCACUCCUACCAGGCUGGUUCUGAGGACUCCAAAGAAUUACCCGGCAACAUACGCCCAGAACGUAGCAGGGGUUCCCUUGAAGGUGUUCAGAACCUCGACGAUCUUUGAACAGAAGUGGCUGGCAACUCAAAUUGACGCAACGGCUGCUUGUCCGAUGCUGGAGGGCAGCGUAUCCAUUGGUCCUGAGACGAUCACCUGGUUCCUGCCUCAACACAUCGACCCGCUGGUUUCCUCCCAACAGUUCACACUGUUGGAGGUGCACAUGGGAAUCGACGGCGAGAGGCUCGACCCCACCGAGAUGCAGGCCAGAGGGUACUCGAUGUCCGUCAACGACAAACACGUUGUCGUUGUAAUCCCUGUCGGGGCGGUCGGUGGACACUAUAAGAGUCACGCUCAGGACAAUCAAUACCUCAUCUCUUACACAAUUGAACCAAUGCUCGAGCUGCUCUGGGCCGAAGAUGCCGCUCACGAGGACACGAGAUACAAAGUCCUCCUUCCCAUCUCAAUGACUUUUCAGCCACAGCAACUUCAAGUUACAGACAGCACUGUUCCAGAGGAGGGGAUGUUUAGGGUGGUGCUUGGGCAGUUUGCCCUCGAUGUGGCGCUACUGAACGUUACCUUCCCAUAUGGGGCUUUGUCCGUGAGAGACGCCAAUGCCAGAGGCUUUAACAUCCAGGAGCACCUCACCCCUGAUGGCAACAUGAAGGUCUACACACUUGAAGUGCCCUUCACAGACCCCCUCGUUCUACAGAGGAAGGCACAGGGGAGCAUGGUCUACGCUCUUCACAUAACCUUUGAUUUGCUGGUGUUGGAGGAGUUUGUUCCGUUUUCUCACACUGCUUAUCUGGAAGCUAUUGUAGUAGACAUAGUUGCCCCCUCCAUCUCCGGUGGCUGUAAUUAUCAGACCUUCUAUGUCUUUGUGACGCAUGGGUCUCAGGGCUACAACUUUGAGACCGUAGUGGGAAAACGAAUCCUUAGUCCGGAUUUGGCUCAGCAGUACAGCUUAACGGACAACGGGACACACUUCCGUUUUGAGGUGCCCUUUUCGUCCCCUGAUGUUGCAUAUGAGGCUGUCGAGUCAUCCUCCAUUAGGGGCAGGCUGGAUGUGCAUUUGAGAAUUCCGGAAACAAACGCGAAUAUUCAAGAGUUCUCUGUGGGCUGCAGUUUCCUCUCCACACUCACUGAGUGCUUCCCAAACGGGACGAUGACCGCUCUGGCUGUGAAGCUGGAGUCUGUCCCCAGCCUGAACCCCAGUCAGCUGACGCUCAGCGACCCCAGUUGUGGUCCCACCUACAGCGAUGACCGCUACGCCUACUUUGUCUUCACUGGGAACACCUGCGGGACCACCAGAAGGUUCUUGCCCAACGCGAUGGUGUAUGAAAAUGAAAUCUCUCUGCCGGACGACCUCGAAAAGAGGCAGCAGUCAGACUCGGAGGAAGCAGAGUUUGAGUUAAAAGUUGUGUGUUACUACAACAUCAACACAACCCAUGCUGUGGCCUUCCACUCCAGACCACGCAGGAGUGAACCGUAUGCUGAAAAUGCAAAAGGAGAGCUGCAAGUAGAGAUGAGACUUUCCUUGGAUGAAUCCUUCAUCGAGUUUUACAUGCUCGAGGACUUUCCCAUAACCAAGUAUCUGCAACAGCCGCUGUAUUUUGAGGUGGAGCUGAUAAGCGCCGCAGAACCCACCGUGUCACUGGAGCUGGAGAACUGCUGGGCGACGCUGAACGAAGACUGGAUGUCCCAGCCGAGAUGGAACCUCAUCAUCAAUGGCUGUCCGAACCCGAUCGAUCCGAACCAGGUGGUGUUCCAUCCAGUCCAGACUGACGACAGAGUUCAGCAUCCCUCUCACUACAAGCGCUUUGAGGUCCAGAUGUUUGCCUUUUCUGAAAACCAGGAAGACUUGAGUGAUAAGCUCUACGUCCACUGCGAUGUUUUCCUCUGUGAUGCCAGAAAUCCCAUGGGUGGAGUUUGUACCGGGCCGUGUUCAAACCAAGAAAAUAAGAUGAGAGGUCAAAGACGUGCCAACUUGGAUGAACAAAGUUUCAACUAUACAUCACUGGGACCAAUAAUUUUGGGUUGAUACGAAUAAAAGAUUUUAAGAACUG